This is a messenger RNA of Brenthis ino (lesser marbled fritillary), 630 nucleotides long. The record is from the annotation of a GenBank genome assembly. NCBI's taxonomy places the organism in Eukaryota, Metazoa, Arthropoda, Insecta, Lepidoptera, Nymphalidae.
AUGAGAUCUCAUUUUAAAGAUAUUUUAAAUUAUGUUGAAGUUAUUCAUUGUUUGCUUUAUUUUGUACUCUGUAGUUUCUUUGACUUGAAGUCUUGUUGUUCUUGUCAUCUUGGACGUUAUAAGGACGUCAUGCCUUUCCAGCGCUACGUUGAACCAGGGCGUGUUGCCCUGGUGGCCGAAGGUGCCCUGAAGGGAAAAUUGGUGAGUGUUGUCGAUGUCAUCGAUCAAACACGAGCACUUGUCGACGGACCCGGAAGCGGUGUUCCCCGACAACAAAUUCGUCUAAAUCAACUCCAUCUUACAAAGUUCCGCCUCAAAUAUCCUUUUACAGCGCCUACACGUGUUGUAAGGAAAGCUUGGAUAGAUGCUAAACUUAAUGAAAAGUGGGCAGAAAGUCAAUGGGCCAAGAAUUUGGCAAACAAAGAAAAGCGCGCUCAGAUGACAGACUAUGACAGAUUUAAGUUAAGCUCCGCGCGAGUUAAAAGGAACCGUGCGAGAACAGCAGUGUUCAAAAGUUUGAAAGUGAAAGCGGCGCGAAGUGGCACAUUUGGCAAGAGGUUGAUUCCCAAAACUCCAGCCAAAAAGCAGCGUACGAAGAAGGCGUCAGCAGCCAAGAAACCAGCGAAGAAG